CAAAAUAGUGCUGUCAGUUAGCAACAAGACGCCACGAAGCACGGUUACGUUAGAUCGUUCUCUAAAUUUUCAAACUCAUUGAUUACUUCAACUCGCCAAAAUGUUCAAAAAUACAUUCCAGAGUGGAUUUUUGUCCAUAUUAUACAGCAUAGGCAGUAAACCGUUGCAGAUAUGGGAUAAAAAGGUGAGGAAUGGCCAUAUCAAAAGAAUCACAGACAAUGACAUCCAGUCACUUGUACUGGAAAUUGUAGGAACAAAUGUCAGCACAACUUUGAUUGAAUGUCCAUCUGAUGCAAAAAAGACCCUUGGUAUCAAGCUCCCAUUUUUAGUCAUGAUCAUCAAGAAUCUCAAGAAGUACUUCACAUUUGAGGUUCAGGUGCUAGACGAUAAGAAUGUCAGGAGACGUUUCAGGGCGAGCAACUACCAGAGUACGACACGUGUCAAGCCUUUCAUCUGCACAAUGCCCAUGAGACUAGAUGACGGCUGGAAUCAAAUUCAGUUCAACUUGUCAGAUUUCACAAGGAGAGCAUAUGGAACGAACUACAUUGAGACCAUUAGAGUAAAUAUCCAUGCCAACUGUCGUAUCCGAAGAGUAUACUUCUCUGAUAGACUGUACUCAGAAGACGAAUUGCCUGCUGAAUUCAAACUCUAUUUGCCUAUUCAAAAGGGUAUGGCAACCAAGAAUUAGCGGAGAACCUUGAACAUACAAAAGACUUGCAAUACCAAAUCAGAUUUGUUUUGGACAAUGUACAAGAACAUUACAAUGUCGCUGGAAGACAUUUUGUGCUUCACGCAAACUCAUGGUGCGCCUUCUCACUUUAGAGGAGAAACUUGUUUUAUGAAAUUAUCUUCUUGAUAUUACAAUGAAUGGGAACUUUUGAAAUGGGAAAAUGUUUUUGUGCAAUUUGACUCAGAAAGGCUUUAGAUAUCGGGGUCCUAGGCAAAUAGCAAAAGAAGUAAAUGAAUUCAGUCAAGAAUUUCUGAUUUAUAAUUAUGUGCCAAGGAGAAUGUGCUUCAGCAAAUAGAUGUAUGUCUUGGAUUCAUGUAAUAACCAAUGGAAACCUUAUGACUGGUUUAUAACUCAAUUUGGAGAGAAAAAGUGUUCUAACAUUUAAUGUGAAAAUUAAAACAUGUUCUAUACUACUUUUCGAAUUUCUAAAUAUCAUUAGGUAGAAUCAGAUUGUUAAUCCU
Molecule: messenger RNA, 1191 nt
Organism: Lytechinus variegatus (green sea urchin)
Lineage: Eukaryota; Metazoa; Echinodermata; Echinoidea; Temnopleuroida; Toxopneustidae
Product: cilia- and flagella-associated protein 20-like
Exons: 5
Coding region: 101-688 (195 amino acids)
Biological process (GO): regulation of cilium beat frequency involved in ciliary motility; positive regulation of cell motility; cilium assembly
Cellular component (GO): motile cilium; ciliary basal body
Source: RefSeq, a predicted model, not a curated record